This is a messenger RNA of Habropoda laboriosa, 1375 nucleotides long. RefSeq lists its product as uncharacterized. The transcript is spliced from 2 exons. The coding region runs from base 91 to 1296 and encodes 401 amino acids. Lineage: Eukaryota; Metazoa; Arthropoda; Insecta; Hymenoptera; Apidae. The record is from RefSeq and is a predicted model, not a curated record.
GAAACUAGCUUUCGGCUGGCAGUCAGUUCGCGAUCGAGACGGUAACCGACAGGAGCUCGUUCGAUCGUCUAGAUCCUAGUAAAUGCCAUCAUGGUCGAGUCCGAGAACAACAGAUACACCUGGAUGGACCCUUUAAUCGACAAGAUAACCGAGAACUUCGGCGUAGACUUGAAAAGUGUUCGUUACGAGGUCUCCGUACCUUCUAAUUCCUUCUACCUCUCGAACAUGCUGUUCGUGAACAUCACAGCGAGAUCCAACGACCAAGGCGGGAAGAAGAUGUCCAUCCAAGUGGUCGUGAAGAAACCACCGUUGUCGGAAAGUCUCAGAGCAAUGGCGAGGACAGACGAACAGUUCCACAACGAGAUAAUCUUCUACGAGAAGUACGGCAAGGGCCAUCCCGAGUUUCCGUGUUGCCUCUACGCCGAAGAAAAACCGCCGAUCGACUCUGUGAUCGUUCUGGAGAACGUGGUUGCGCAGAGAGGUUACGAUGUGACACGGUGGAAGUACGAGAUCCCGUUGGAGUACACGUUGGCCGCGUUCCGAGAAAUUGCGCUGUUCCACGCGAACGCGUACGCGAUGAAGGAGCAGCGUAGAGACGACUUCUUCGACAUGGUGAAGAACAUCCGCGAGUCCAGAUACUUCCCCGACAGCAACAUGAAAGUGAUAAUAAACGGCACGGCGACCAGAUCGGUCGAGUAUCUUCGGAAACAGGGCUACGAGCAAGGUUUCUGUGACAAACUCGAGGACUACCUGGGGAACACCUAUGAGAACGUCAUGUUAAAAGCGAUACAACCGGACGAACCUCUUGCUACUUUGUGUCACGGGGAUUGGACGUUGAACAACACACUGUACAAAAGAGAAAAUGGAGAAUUGAAGGCUAUGUUCAUCGAUUUUGCACUGAUGAGGUUUGGAUCUCCUGUUCUGGAUCUCUCUACGUUCUUAUGCUUGCACUGCGCGAAGGAACUGGAUAAGGACAUGUUGGGUAACGUUCUGAAGGUGUACCACGACUCGUUGGAAAAGUGUUUAAUCGAAAAUGGUGUGGAUUGUGAGAAAUAUUCGUACGAGGCUCUGUACGAGGAUUACAAGAGGAAAGGUCUCUUUGGAUUUUUCAUCGCCACGUUUUUCCUCGCCAUGCAGAUGGGCAAGGCUACCGUGGAUCUACAGGCUCUCACGGACAUGCAGCCGCACGAGUGUGCGCAGCAACUGCGCGAAAUGGGCGGAGAUGAGAUUUCGGAGAUCUUGGCGAAUAUGUUGCUGAAGCUGAAGGAUUUCGGUUGCUUCGAUCAUAUCCUUUAAUCGAUCGGGCGACGACUCCACGGUUCAUUCUCUGACUCGCUCUCGCAGUGGCACCCAACCCAGCCAAACACAGUACAAC